Molecule: messenger RNA, 1045 nt
Organism: Linum tenue
Lineage: Eukaryota; Viridiplantae; Streptophyta; Magnoliopsida; Malpighiales; Linaceae
Source: the annotation of a GenBank genome assembly
UGCUUUUUCCUCUUCUCCAGUUGUUUGGUUCGGCUGAGCAGGAAGAAACAUACGCACACAGGCAAAGGCGGAAGGAAGGCUUCCUAAAACCUAGCAGGCAGCGGCAGGCUACGUUUACGUUCCAUCCAGCAGUCUCUCUCUCUCGUGUAGUGCUAAUUUCAAACCGCGAAACCGGGCCGCAACGUAUUGAAGAGAAUGAAGAAUCGGAGAGACCAAACUCGCCGCAGUGGCGGUGAUAAAGAUGCCGGUGCCGACGCUGACGCCGAUUCAGAGUCCCAUGUACUGAGCUUCAAGCAGAUUAUGAAAGAUGUCACGCUUUUCGGUGCAUUUACAUGGAAAGAAAGGAAGCAAAUGGAGAACCAGAAGGCAGUUGAACUUGGUGGGAAGCCUGCCAAGAAGCAAAGGCUUCCUUUAAGCGUGGCUCGAGUACAAAUGAAGAAUCAGAAAGAAAGAGAACAAAAAUUGCUCCAAGAGGAGAUGGCUCUCGGCAGGUUCAGUGGUAAGCGUGGUGGUGGUGCUCGUACUUUUGGAGGGAAGCGAAAACAAGAGAGCAGGGUACUUAGAUCCACAGAAGGGUUUUUCAAGAACGGUGUGCUGGAUGUGAAGCAUUUGGUGAAGUCAGGCGGUCUAUCUGAAAGCUGCAUCCCGGACUCCUCUAUGAUGGAUAGAGAGAGGAAACAAAAGAAUGGAGGUGGUGGAGGAAAGAAGAAGCACGGGAAGAAGAAGGGUAAGGGUAGAAAGAAACACUGACACAGCUAUCUAGUGUGGCACAAGCACAGUUUUGAGAACCAAUAUUGAGGACCUGUGUCUCAUAAACACUUUCACUAAUUUGAAUAAUGUCUUCGUAGAAAUAUCUUGGAGAGUUGGGACUGGUAAUGAAACCUGCUUUCAUCUAUUAAUUCUAGUUGUUUGCUAGUAACGAAACCUCUGUUGUAACCUGUCUUCCAUUACCUUCUAGUAAGUUAGUGUGGAAUGAAGCUCGAUAUUAAUUUGCAGUAGCCAAUAUGGCAGUAGAAUCUUGGUGCUUAGCCGGCCAUACCAGAAU